Messenger RNA from Parasteatoda tepidariorum (common house spider), 937 nucleotides. RefSeq lists its product as uncharacterized. Gene Ontology annotation, molecular function: protein binding. The record is from RefSeq and is a predicted model, not a curated record. Lineage: Eukaryota; Metazoa; Arthropoda; Arachnida; Araneae; Theridiidae.
ACUCACUUUCACUUCAAAUCAGCAGAAUCAGAAACUUGACAAAGAUCGCUUGCUGAUGAUGUUCCUGACCGAAACUCUCGAAAAAUUUCAAUUUAUGAUUUAUUUUCAGUUUCUGGAUUGCAUGUGAUCGAAUGCAAGAAAUAAAAGUUUAUCUGUCUUAAUAUUUUUGCGAUGAUAAAUAUAUAUUCUUCUUUUCGUCAUUUAGUUAUUUUAGUUUGCAUAACAAAUAUUUCUUUCUCCCUGACACCAGAGUUUGGUGAGUUAGCUAAGCCAAUUUCUUUAGAAAUUUCUGUCUCUGAAGUUUCUGCUAAUAGUGUAGAGAUUGAUUGGCAUUUCAAGGAUGAACAUGCGAAAUUCAUCUUAACCUGUGAAUUAGUUUAUGGACCUGUCGAUGAUGCUUCUCAAGUUCAAGUAUUUACACAGAUACAGCUUAUGGAAGAAAAAAUAAUUAAAUUGAGUCAUUUGGAAAAUAAUGUUACUUAUCACAUGCAUAUGAUAUGUCAUAAUGGCACUGAAGAUAAAGUUCAAUCAAAUACUCUUCAAUUCACAACUGGGUCCAAGACUUUACCAUUGAAUUAUGUGAUGCCAUCCAGCAAUUUUCAUGGCCACAGUAUCAUUCCUCGAGAAAAUUUUUAUUCACGUGAUGAAGACUACGUUCGUAAUGUCAGAUCCUCUAGUGUGAUUUUAGGAGCAGUUUGUGGAAUUAUCGGCUUUCUCAUCAUUAAUGUAACAAUUGUCAUGGCUGUCCGUAAAUACUCCCAUCGUCAAAUGAGAAGGCGGCGGAUAUUAGAAAUUGAAGAGCGUGAUUAUGAUGAGUUUCCAUACUUGCGUGGGGAUGAAUGAAGAAUCCUAAAAAUGUCUUCCCAAAAUUAUGAAUCUAGUACUUGAUAAUAAGAACUUCAUUUGAUUCAUUGGUCCAUCAUCUGUACGGGUUGUU